Messenger RNA from Monoraphidium neglectum, 1581 nucleotides. RefSeq lists its product as hypothetical. The coding region runs from base 1 to 1581 and encodes 526 amino acids. The record is from RefSeq and is a predicted model, not a curated record. The transcript is spliced from 3 exons. NCBI's taxonomy places the organism in Eukaryota, Viridiplantae, Chlorophyta, Chlorophyceae, Sphaeropleales, Selenastraceae.
AUGGUCCGGCGCUUCUGGCCCGGCGACCCCGCGCCCGCCUUCGUCGACGUGCGCGCCGCGUGCGGCUCGAUCAACCUGACGGGCGGCUGGCAGCGCUGCCGGCUGGUGGGCGGCGGCAGGGGUGCAGGGUUUGCCGAGCUGCGGGGCCUGAACCUCUCCAGCUGCGCGGGGCGCACCAUCAGCGGCUUCACCAAGAGCCACUGGGGCCUCACCAUAAAGGUCUGCCCCGCCGGCGCGCCGCUCCGCCGCUCCGCGGCGCCGGCGGCGCCCGCCGGCAGGCCGGCGCUGCCAGCGCCCAUGCGCGUGGAGGAGGGUAGCCUGGUGCACCGGGCCCUGGUGGCGGGCGGGCAGCCGGUCCUGGUGGUGCAGCACGCAAGCGCCAAGACACCGCAGCGGCCCCCUGCAUCGUCGGCGGCGGCGCAUCCACUUGCCAGCAUGACUCUGCGCCCGCGCGAGGGUCGGCGGCGGCUCGGCUGCUCUAAUUACCAGGCGCAGGUGGCGGCCCGCUGCGUGCACACAGCGGCGGUGCGGUCGUCGCGCCCCAGCGCGCCCGGCUUUCAAGGGGGUGGCGGUGGCGGGCAGAGGGGCGAGAGCAGCCCACCGGUGAAGCGCCUUCAGCGGGGACCCCACGAGUGGAGCCGCGCCCCAGCGGUGGAGGAUGCAGGCACCCUAGACAGCGAGGCCGCGGCGCGCACCGCGUGGCGGGCCGCGACACGCGCGGCGCGGAACGCCCGCGCCGCGGCGCGAGAGAGGGAGCAGGAGCCGCAGGCGAGGGAGGAGGCGCGAGCGGCGGAGCGGCGCCAACCAGCAGCGCAGCGCAAGGCGAAGGCUGCGGCCGUGCUGGCAAAAAGCGCCGCUGCACAGGAUGCAGGGCAAGGGCGGCAAGACGAGCUGCAGGUUCCUGAGCAGCCCGUUAAGCGGCCUCAUGGCCAGCCGUGCAAGACGCCGCCUGGAUUUCCCAUGGCUGCAGCGGCAGGCGGUGCUGCACCAAGCAUUGGCCACUCUCCCUCGUCCGCCGGCAAGGCCACAAGCGUGCAGGGGUCUGGCCAAGGUAGCGCGGCGCGCCACAGCAGCAGCGGCGGCGACGCUGGGUGCGGCAGCGGCGGCGGAACGCCCAGCCGCGGCGUCGACGCGUGUGCGGCACCCGCGACCGGCGCCGCAGCUCUUUUGAACCCCGCCACUGGAGCUGCAGUGCAAGCGCUGCCGGCUGCGCAGCAGUCGCACGAGCAGCGGCAGGCAGGGCGGGCAGGGCAGGGCGAAGGCCAGGGCCACGGCGCGGUGCUGCAGCAGCCAGAGUCGGGAGGAGACGAGCAGCAGCAGGCGGUGCUGCAGCUGCCAGACGCGUCGCAGCUGUGGCAGGCGUACGGGGCGCUGGCCAGGCUGGGGCUCGAGCUCGGGGCAGGUUUGGACCUGCUGGAGGCCCUGGACCGCGGCGCGCGGCGCGCCGAGGGGGACGCCGACGCGGAGCGUGCGUUCCUUCUGGUGUACUACCGGCCGGUGCAGAUGGCGGCGAGAGCGGGGCGGGACGCGGCGCGGCGCGCGUUUGAGGGGUUGGCGCGGGGCAUGGGCGGCGGCGCAUGA